Messenger RNA from Sungouiella intermedia, 924 nucleotides. The record is from the annotation of a GenBank genome assembly. Lineage: Eukaryota; Fungi; Ascomycota; Pichiomycetes; Serinales; Metschnikowiaceae.
AUGUUCAGAUUCACCGCCCGUUGGUUCGGCACCCAGUCUGCCAGACUAGAAGCUGCUCCAGCAACCAUCCAGCCAUACUUGGCUGCCAAGCAGUUUGUCCCGGAGAAUGCAUCCAAAUCGAAGGUCAGAGCGUUGAGAAGAAGAGAAAACAGAUUGAAGAGACAAAUCAUUAGAGAUGUCAAUAACUUGAAGAAGCACUCACUCAAGCGUGAAGAAUUUAAGGUGGAUCCAGUGUUGGGAGCACAAAAUAACAAGUUCAUAGCCAGAAUGAACCAGGAGGUUCAAGAACCUUCCAACUUAGCAUAUGGCUAUAAGAGAGACGAAUUUGAGAAGCUCUUAUACGGAGCACAGAAGGCUGCGUUAGAAUCGAGCAUAGGAGGAGAGGUGAUUACAGAGCAGAUUGUAAACUUGGAAGAGAAGAAGAAGAGAGCAUUGUUGACGAUUUUGAACAUGAGAAACUCGGGAGUUCCAGACCGCAAGAAGUUAGCCAUCGAGUUUGCCAGAAAGGAGUUCCAGAGAUUCGAGGGUGACACCGGCUCUCCAGAGGUGCAGGCUGCCAUUUUGACCACCAAGAUUCACUUUGGUUUUGACCAUGUCAAGAAGGCCCCAAAAGACAAAGAUCACAUCCAGAACGUCAGAGAAUUGGUGCAGCAGAGACAGAGUAUCUUGAAGUAUUUAAAGUCUGACGAUCCAGAGAAGUAUUUUUACACCAUUGCCAAGUUGGGCUUGACUGAUGAUGUGGUGACCAAGGAAUUCAACAUGGACAAACAGUAUUUCCAGGAUUACAAGGUGUGGGGCAACAAGCAGUUGGUGAAGUUGUCUGAGAAGCAGAAGAGAAAGGAGCAACAGUUCGUGGAGUUGCAGAAGAAGGUCACCGAGUACAACCAAUUGGCCAGAAAGAACCAUGCCCUUUUGAACCAGUAA